Messenger RNA from Rhipicephalus sanguineus (brown dog tick), 1099 nucleotides. RefSeq lists its product as uncharacterized. Gene Ontology annotation, cellular component: nucleosome. The record is from RefSeq and is a predicted model, not a curated record. Gene Ontology annotation, molecular function: structural constituent of chromatin; protein heterodimerization activity; DNA binding. The transcript is spliced from 3 exons. Gene Ontology annotation, biological process: nucleosome assembly. Bases 57 to 1040 code for a protein of 327 amino acids. Lineage: Eukaryota; Metazoa; Arthropoda; Arachnida; Ixodida; Ixodidae.
AGAGAAAUCGCUCACUCGUUGUUGAGACUCGCUUCGAAGCAGCAGCAGCAGCAGAUAUGUCUGGCCGAGGCAAAGGCGGCAAGGGGCUCGGCAAGGGUGGCGCCAAGCGUCAUCGCAAGGUCUUGCGUGACAACAUCCAGGGCAUCACCAAGCCUGCCAUCCGUCGUCUGGCGCGCCGUGGUGGUGUCAAGCGCAUCUCUGGCCUCAUCUACGAGGAAACUCGCGGUGUUCUCAAGGUGUUCCUCGAGAACGUGAUCCGCGACGCCGUCACCUACACCGAGCACGCAAAAAGGAAGACCGUGACGGCCAUGGACGUCGUGUACGCCCUCAAGCGUCAGGGCCGCACCCUAGUCGUUCCAGCACUCGUUGUGAUCGGACGCGCCAUGGCCCGAACGAAGCAAACCGCGCGCAAGAGUACCGGUGGCAAGGCUCCGCGUAAGCAGCUUGCUACCAAGGCUGCUCGCAAGAGUGCCCCUGCCACAGGCGGGGUUAAGAAGCCUCAUAGAUAUCGCCCUGGUACCGUGGCCCUGCGUGAAAUUCGCCGUUACCAGAAAUCGACCGAACUUCUGAUCCGCAAGCUUCCCUUUCAGCGCCUGGUGAGAGAAAUCGCUCAGGACUUCAAGACGGACCUCCGUUUCCAGAGUUCUGCCGUGAUGGCCCUUCAGGAAGCUAGCGAGGCCUACCUGGUUGGCCUUUUCGAAGACACCAACCUGUCAGCAGCAGCAGAUAUGUCUGGCCGAGGCAAAGGCGGCAAGGGGCUCGGCAAGGGUGGCGCCAAGCGUCAUCGCAAGGUCUUGCGUGACAACAUCCAGGGCAUCACCAAGCCUGCCAUCCGUCGUCUGGCGCGCCGUGGUGGUGUCAAGCGCAUCUCUGGCCUCAUCUACGAGGAAACUCGCGGUGUUCUCAAGGUGUUCCUCGAGAACGUGAUCCGCGACGCCGUCACCUACACCGAGCACGCAAAAAGGAAGACCGUGACGGCCAUGGACGUCGUGUACGCCCUCAAGCGUCAGGGCCGCACCCUGUACGGAUUCGGAGGCUAAGCAAGCAGCGUCGUCGCUCGCCUGCAAGCAAGAACCCAACAGCCCUCUUCAGGGCUACC